Ostrinia nubilalis (European corn borer) is the source of this 1817-nucleotide messenger RNA. RefSeq lists its product as uncharacterized. The transcript is spliced from 7 exons. NCBI's taxonomy places the organism in Eukaryota, Metazoa, Arthropoda, Insecta, Lepidoptera, Crambidae. Bases 366 to 1817 code for a protein of 483 amino acids. Gene Ontology annotation, molecular function: protein binding. The record is from RefSeq and is a predicted model, not a curated record.
GAUAUUCAUUAGUGCCUAAAUAAUUCCUUUAAUACAAUAAAGCCCGGUCUGGGAGCACGUAGAAUUUUGUCCAAUGACCCCAAACUACCCAUCCUUAUCGCUCGCACGUAAUUAUAUUGCUGUCGCGACCAGACUAUAGCUUUGACGCUAUGUAUAUGUUAUAAAAACUAAUGUGCAUGGAAUUUAAUAAUAUCGAUACUAUUCGAAAUUUUUGACAUGUCUAGUUAGUUUGACAACUGCCUGCCUGCUUCUUCUGCGUGAUUUGUGCGCGAUUUGUUGCUAUUUUGCAAGUGAAUCUGAGUGAAUCCAGUGAUUUGAUUUUGGAAGAAAUGUUCAUAAAAUUUACUCAUUAUUAACAAUUAACAAUGGCUCAGCAAAGUGAAAAUCUGGAUUUCUCUGGUUUAUUUAAAUUGGAUGUUUUGGUCCAUCUUGAUAUUGUAAAUUAUAGUUUCUACGAAGUGGGUCUGAAGAAGUUCCUAGCAUUUUCUAGUGAUAAAGAAUUGUUGUUCUUCUACAUCAAUCCUCAGACAGAAAGAUUUGAACGAAAUUAUGAUUGGGAUUUCGUCGACAAUCCUAUUUAUUGCAUGUGCUUUGAGCCAAGUGGCACUUGGGUUCUCAUUUUAAGUGAACAAAAAGUACUCCUAGUACCAUUUCUCCCUUUAUUCAUCCCGCAAAAUACUUUCGAUCAUAAAUGGUCUCUAUCAAGUGUCACUGUUCUUCCGAUCGCAAAUAUACAGAAGCCAUCCUCUGUUGUGUGGUGGCUUACAAAAGAGUCUGAAAAUAUACUAAUAAUUGGAUCUAAGACAGGAACAAUCACAUUUUAUUCAUUGGAAUCUCAAACAAUAGUCGGAGAAUGUAAAGUUUCGGGGGAAAUAAUUGACUUGCAAAUGUGUUUUGAUGACUCCCUCGAUUUGUUGGCACUGUUGAUAUCAAGAAAUAAAGCACAGCAAUGGAAGCUUGUCUUAGAGCACAGGUCUUAUGGCUACAACUGGCUACAGCAGACUAGAAUACAAACUGACAAAGAGAAAAAAGAUGGCUUCAUGUCCUAUAUAAAACAGUUGUCCAAAGAUAAAAUAACUUUAUUCAUACAGGGUGGUUCAAAAGAUGACAGUAAAUCUCAGAGUGUGGAAUAUGUCCUGAAGCCUGUUGAGUACUUACCAUUAUUUCGCAAAGGCUCUAAUAAUUGGGCACUGUCAGCCCAGUAUGUCAAUGGAAGACAUUUUCUGACUGCUUUCGAGUUAAAUGAGGGGACUUUAAUUCUUGAAAGUCCUGAAGACGAAACACCAUCUAGAACUUUGCGACCUAAAAUCAAGAAAGAUGGCUUGUAUAUUCAAGGACUUUGGUCCCAGAGACUCAUUUAUUUAAUGAGAAAAAAUGAAUUGGAAGUGCACAGUGCCAACUUUUCUGUGAUACAGGGUGAAGGUUUGCUAGGUGCGAAGCGGGAAUUCUCCGAGCUCUGGUCGGCUGAGCUGAUAGGGGAUGUGCGGCGAGCGCACCUGAUGUCUGCCAAGGAGCCGGCUGCGGGUAGCAGUGGUUGGCGCGAGCCCACCUUCCUCUGUGACUUGCAACUGCCGCGGUUCAGCGUGGAGCCCUGCCUCGUCGUUACGAAUUGUGGCGCGUAUAUUCUGAACACUGUAUGCGAGCCGUGCGAAUGGCUGGUGGGUCUCAUUAUGCGCGGGGGCACCGGCGCCGAGCAGUCCGCGGCGGCGUUGGGCGCGCCCGUGGCCACGUUGUUACGCGCCGCCGCCGAUAUGCUCAUGUCACGCGGGAAAGUGGCGCCCGCGCAGUAUCUCUACUCUCUCUCGCAGGUACAAUAG